Messenger RNA from Toxotes jaculatrix (banded archerfish), 2792 nucleotides. It is a transcript of the gene amt, whose product is annotated as aminomethyltransferase. The coding region runs from base 129 to 1385 and encodes 418 amino acids. Lineage: Eukaryota; Metazoa; Chordata; Actinopteri; Toxotidae. Gene Ontology annotation, molecular function: aminomethyltransferase activity; protein binding. The record is from RefSeq and is a predicted model, not a curated record. Gene Ontology annotation, biological process: glycine catabolic process. The transcript is spliced from 9 exons. Gene Ontology annotation, cellular component: mitochondrion.
UUUCACAGUGUGGAGUCCAAAGAGUUUAGUAGCACAGCGGAAGUGUUACCCUGUUGGUCAGGAGCAAAGAGGGAGUGUGUGUGUGUUUGUGUGUGUGACAGAGAGACUUCAGCGGGGAUUCAGGUGGCAUGAUGUGGGCUCGGCUGAUGGUUGGGGUCGGGGUUUCGGGGGUCGGGUUGCGGGCUUCCCGAGACGGUUCGCUGCGGGUCGCUGGAGCUGGAUGUGCGGGCAGGAGGCAGCAGCAGAGACAGGCUUCAAGUGCAGAGGCUGCCUUGAAGAAGACUCCGCUGUUUGACUUCCACAGACACCACGGGGGAAAGAUGGUGGAGUUUGCAGGCUGGAGUAUGCCCGUCCAGUACAAAGACAGUCACAUCGCCUCGCACAUGCACACCAGAGAGCACUGCUCCAUCUUCGAUGUCAGCCACAUGCUGCAGACCAAAGUCCAUGGCAGAGACAGGGUGAAGUUCAUGGAGUCUCUGGUGGUUGCAGAUAUUGCAGAACUCAAGGACAACCAGGGUACGUUGUCCCUUUUCACCAAUGAGAAAGGAGGGAUUAUUGAUGACCUCAUAGUGACAAAGACAGACCAGGGCUACCUCUAUGUUGUGUCCAACGCUGGCUGUGCUGACAAGGACUCAGCUCAUAUGAAGGCCAGACUGGCAGAGUUCAAAGCUGCAGGUCUUGAUGUGGAUCUGGAGUUCCUUGAUGAAGCGCUCAUCGCUCUGCAAGGCCCGUCCAUGUCGAGAGUGCUCCAGGAGGGGCUGAAGGAGGACCUCAGUAAGCUGACCUUCAUGACCUCCAGCCUGGCCUCUGUGUUUGGCAUUCCUGGCUGCAGGGUCACUCGCUGUGGAUACACUGGAGAGGACGGGGUGGAGAUCUCUGUCCCUAAGUCCAGAGUGGUGGAGCUGACAGAGAAGCUGCUGGCUAACAGCGAGGUGAAGCUGGCCGGUCUGGGCGCCAGGGACAGUCUGAGGCUGGAAGCGGGACUUUGUCUCUAUGGCAACGACAUAGAUGAGACCACCACACCUGUAGAGGCCACCCUAGUCUGGACCAUAGGAAAGCGUCGGCGUCAGACGAAGGAUUUCCCUGGUGCUGAUAUCAUCGUACCUCAGAUCAAAGCCAAGACAGCCAAGAAGAGAGUUGGUCUGGUGUCCACCGGCCCCCCCGUCAGACAACACACACCCAUUCUCAGCCCUGAUGGAAAGGUUAUAGGUGAGGUUACCAGCGGCUGCCCCUCUCCCUGCCUGAAAAAGAACGUUGCCAUGGGUUACGUGGAUGCAGCAUUCGCUAAGAAUGGAACAGCCAUCCAGGUGGAGGUCAGGAAGAAAGCAGUGCCAGCCACCGUCAGCAAGAUGCCCUUCGUCCCCACCAACUACUACUCUGGAUAGGAAGGACACACACACACACACACACACUUUCUCCACCUACAUCUCCAUUCUUUCACCUAUUGUCCCUUAUUUCCCAAUGCUGCCCCCUUCUGUUUACCUCCAGAAAUGCAACACCAAUGUAAGACUCAAAGGUCUAAAUAAAUGAGUUUUAAAAAAAAUCCAAAUUACAAACUGUAAUAAAUACAAUAUGUGUUCUGGUCUAAUGUGAUCAGUCACAGUCACUUUCAUUGAGAGUUUGUAUCACAGACACUAAAGCUGAGACACUUACAAGGUAAGUGUAAGUACAAUUACUUUUUGCAGGACAUUUUAGACAGGAGACUGUCACUCUACACACAGUCAGUAUUCUACCUGUGUGUGUUUAAGAAACACAGCGUACAGUAACAUUUUCACCUGUGGGUGGAUGUGCCGUAAACUGUGAGCAAUUUAUAGAUGAGUUGCAUGGAAUAAACUACAAGUAGUAUUGUUGAGUCUGAGAAUGAAUGUACGGCUGCAGUAUGGGCCCAAAAGCCUCGUUAAUGUGGUUCAUAGACCAAGGUCUGUUUUUUUGUUUUUUAAGUGGACAGCAGGUUAAACUGAAUCUAGAACAAAAAAAACUGAGGCUGUGUGGGUCCACUAAACACUAGUGUUUAACAAACUAUUGCUUUAGAAUAUAGAUUUUGCUAAUGAAACAUCAUAUUAUUUUCAUCUGUCACUGCUGAACCAAAAUGCACAAACAAAAAAAUCCAAAUGGUUCUUUUGAUGAUAAAUCACCACAUGUCUGCAUUUUUGUUGUUUAAGGUCUUUUAAAUAUCACAGAGCCAAAUUUCCAUUGAGAUUAGUGUUAGCUGCUAAGUGCUUGAUUAAGGAGGUCAAAUGGGGCAAACUCAUAAUCCUGUCAACACAACAUUCCUACCUGAAAUGUCCUAAUUAAUACAAACAUGCAAGUCCAGUUUCUGGCACUGGCAUUUUGUGUUAAUUAGCAGAUUUUGUUUAAUCAAGACCUUUUUGAGGGGGAUUUUAGGGAGUUCCGCUUUGCUGUGUUGAUGUGGUCAAUAACCUGAUCUCCUCAGAUUAUCUCAUCAGAUAAUUCUGACCAGUUUCUGUUAAUAAUAUGUGGAACCUUAAAGAGAAGUUUACACUACAUAUGGUACAAUGAUAGCCUAACUUUUAAAGAUGUUAAUUGUCAUUAUGUAUGUUGUGUCUGGCUACUGAUAAAAUAUAAUUUCUUCAUUAAGCAUGGACAUUGUCUUUGAACUUUUUGUGGAGCUCUAGAUGUCUUAUUUUAUUCAAAUAAUAAUAAUAACAUUUUAAAUAGAGAAAUGGUACUACUGCUUUAUUGGUUGUGUUGAAGAUGCACUGUGUGUAUGAUUGUGGACUUAUGGAAUCUUUAGUUGAAUGUUUUAAACAUUUUAAAUAACAUUUUUUUUA